AGGAGGAGGAAGAAGAAGAAGAAGAAGAAGAGGAGGUUUCUCCCCAGGAGCCAUGUGAGGCCGUCCCUGGCAUGCUGGACGCGCACCUCGUGAGGCCGCGCGGCUGCGGCCAAUGGUUGCGUGGUUACCAUGGCCACCAAGAGAAAGGAGGAGGAGGGAGGAGGGGAAGGAGGAUCGACCGAAGAUUGUUGGGAAGGAGGGCAUCAAGCGCGAAGCGACCAACUCUGCCGAGGCCUUUGGCUCCCGACACGGAAUGGCACGCGCGCUGACUCGCCAUGCACUUACGAUUGAAGAAAGAAUGACACGGGCACUGUCGCUCGAUGCUCUUAUAUUCUGCGAAUUAAAUGCAUGCGUUGCCACUGCGACGCGAGGCCCGUCAGCGUGGCUGCGGGAAAGCGGAGCAGACAGGCAGAACCAGGGGGCUGCGUGGCCACUGCAGCUGGCCGCUGCCGCGUGGGACAAGGUGCACGCGCGCUGACUCAGCCAUUAACGAAGCGCGCUUCCGCGCGGACAUCCCCGUCCUUGUCCUGGGCCAGCCGCGAGAGCAGCUCCAGCGCCUUCCCGGCCACCUCAGGGCCGCCGGCCUCGGCCACGGCGCCGACGGCCCGCACGCGGCCUCGCGGACAGACCAAUCCUGGUCCUGGGCCAGCCGCGAGAGCAGCUCCAGCGCCUUCCCGGCCACCUCGGGGCCGCCGGCCUCGGCCACGGCGCCGAGCGGCCCGCACGC
Messenger RNA from Prorocentrum cordatum, 727 nucleotides. NCBI's taxonomy places the organism in Eukaryota, Dinophyceae, Prorocentrales, Prorocentraceae. The record is from the annotation of a GenBank genome assembly.